ACCCUCAAAGCCUCGGCGGCUCAAACCACACUUCCCAGCUCCUCCUCCUCCUCCUGCUCCAGCCGAAACAAUGCUGGGUUCCAAGACAUUGAUAUUCAAGAAGCAAAAACGAAAGAGAAAAAAUGGCAAGAGUAAAAAAUCAAAGAAAGUUUCAGUUUCCACAAAAGAAGAAGAAAGGGUUACCAAACAACACCAAAUAGCACCACAAGAAGAAGUUGAAGAAGAAGAUGAUGAGGGUUUCAGCUUGAAAGCCUCAGCACAAUCAGAUUCCCAUGGAGUUCAGCCACUUGGGAAUCUUUAUUUCAACCCAUCAUCUCAUAAUUCAAGAAAUACCGGCCUAGGUAAUCUCAAGACUUUAACUGAUGAACUUGUUCUUGAUAUUUUAGGCCUUUUAGAAGGUACCCAUUUAGGUAUUUUGUCAAAUGUAAGCAAAGGUUUCUAUAUUUUUUGUAACCAUGAACCCCUUUGGAGGAAUCUUGUAUUAGAGACUAGUAAAGGUGGCUUCUUUUUUAAGGGUUCUUGGAAGUCUACUUUUGUUAGUGCAUAUAAGCAGCCUUCAUUUCCAGUUUUGAGUUCUGGUUUGAAAGUUAGAGACUUUUAUUCUGAUUACUUGUUUCAGAGUUGGUUAUGUGCUAAUCUUGAAAUGAAACCUGAAUGGUUAGAAAAGGAUAAUAUUGUAAGGAGGAAAGGAAUUUCUGUUGAUGAGUUUGUUAUGAAUUUUGAGGAACCGAAUAAGCCGGUUUUGUUAGAAGGGUGCUUGGAAAGUUGGCCUGCAUUGGAGAAAUGGAAUAGGGAUUACUUAGCUGAGGAAUGCGGAGAUGUGAAAUUCUCAGUUGGCCCGGUGGAAAUGAAACUUGAAGACUAUUUUAGCUACUCUGAUCAAGCGAGGGAAGAAAGGCCGUUGUAUUUGUUUGAUCCAAAGUUUGCGGAGAAAGUUCCUCAGUUAGGAAAGGAUUAUGAUGUCCCUAUGUACUUCAAUGAGGAUUUGUUUAGUGUAUUGGGUAAUGAGAGGCCAGAUUAUAGAUGGAUUAUUAUUGGACCUGCAGGGUCCGGCUCGUCAUUCCACAUUGAUCCGAAUUCUACCUCUGCUUGGAAUGCAGUAAUCAAAGGAUCCAAGAAAUGGGUGUUGUUUCCACCUGAUGUGAUUCCACCCGGGGUUCAUCCAAGCCCUGACGGCGCAGAAGUAGCAAGUCCUGUUUCGAUAAUAGAAUGGUUCAUGAACUUUUAUAAUGCAACCAAGAAUUGGAAAAAGAGACCUAUUGAGUGUGUCUGCAAGGCCGGGGAAGUAAUCUUUGUACCUAAUGGAUGGUGGCAUUUGGUCAUCAAUUUAGAGGAUUCAAUUGCCAUUACCCAGAACUUUGUUAGCAGGAGGAAUUUACUGAAUGUUCUGGAAUUUCUAAAAAAGCCAAAUGCUUGUACUCUUGUGUCGGGAACAAGUGACAGAGUCAAUUUGCACGACAAAUUUAAGAAUGCCAUUGAAGCAUAUCUUCCCGGUACCAUUGAUGAGUUGACUCUGAAAGACGAGGAGAAAAAAGCCCAGCAGAAGAAACCUUCCUUCUGGGAAUCGGUCACCGAUUCCAAAGCAGGCGCUUUCAAAUUUUCUUUUUGAUGAAAGGCCAGUGAUGAGAUCUUCACCAGUUAGUUUCCAGGCAGUAGACUUUUACUAAUCUUUUGCGCCAACAAAUGAAGCUGCAUGAUCAAAACUUGGUCAUUCUUUACAUGACAAGAGGGAUUAUUAAGGCAGUUAUUGACAUUUUGGCAUCAGUUAUUCAUCAUUUACUGUUGUAAGCUCUGUUCCAUUUGCUGUAUCAACUACAUUUGCUGUCUGAUUUGCAGACACAAGGAGCAAAGGAAACCAAAAAAAAUUCUCUUUUUUUUUUUCUCUUCAGAAUUGUUUACUAAUCUAACUACUGAUCGUGUGUUGUACCUA
Messenger RNA from Nicotiana attenuata, 1930 nucleotides. Its product is annotated as F-box protein At5g06550. Gene Ontology annotation, molecular function: cis-regulatory region sequence-specific DNA binding; protein binding. The transcript is spliced from 2 exons. The record is from RefSeq and is a predicted model, not a curated record. Bases 71 to 1609 code for a protein of 512 amino acids. NCBI's taxonomy places the organism in Eukaryota, Viridiplantae, Streptophyta, Magnoliopsida, Solanales, Solanaceae. Gene Ontology annotation, cellular component: nucleus.